Molecule: messenger RNA, 1131 nt
Organism: Ostertagia ostertagi
Lineage: Eukaryota; Metazoa; Nematoda; Chromadorea; Rhabditida; Trichostrongylidae
Source: the annotation of a GenBank genome assembly
GCCGAUAAAAGCGGUAUCGUGCGCUACAAUAUUGAUGUGCCACAGUUCUCCGGCGAUAUACGUGUGAUGGCUUAUGCAUAUAAGGGUAAAGGUUUCGGAGGGGCAGAUCAGCACAUGAAAGUGGCGGAUCCGGUAGUGAUAUCAACCGCGCUGCCCCGGGUGCUAAGCCCCAGAGACCAGGUAGUGAUGCCGGUAACAUUGAGUAAUACAACGACUAAAGAAGCACCCGCUACAGUGACGGUGACGGUUGCUGGUCCGCUGGGCAUCACCGGUGUGGCUUCGCAGAAAGUAACCAUACCGGCCAACCGGGAAGCACGUGCCGUAUUUAAUGUAGCUGCGCUGAACUCGAUAGGUGCCGGUAAAGUAACCGUAUCGGUAACGGCCAUGAACGAAACCUUUGUUGAUGAAACCGAAAUAGGCGUACGGCCACCAGCUUCUUUGCAGAAGAUCACCGGCAGUGGCACCGUAUCCGCCGCCGGGAUUGCCUCGUUAAGCAUCCCAUCCAAGUUCCUUCCAGGUACAGCAGGCGGUAAGCUCAUCAUUGGCAAAUCGCCCUUGGUGCCGUUUAGUAAAAACCUGGAAUAUCUUGUUCGUUAUCCUCAUGGUUGUGUAGAGCAGACGACUUCUGCGGCUUUUCCACAACUAUAUUAUGCUGACCUUGUAAAAGGCAUCACGGGUACAAGCUCGUCUGAUGGUAACCCGGGUUAUAAUGUACAGCAGGCCAUCCUGAAGCUCCAGUCCAUGCAGUUAUCCAAUGGCGCAUUAAUGUACUGGCCGGGCGGCGGCAGCGAAAGCUGGUGGGGCAGCAUCUAUGCUACGCACUUCCUGCUGGAAGCUAAAAAAGCGGGUUAUGAAGUGAAUGCCCGGACGGUGACCCGCUGGCCGGCUGUGAGCUUUAAGGAUCCCUGCCCGAUCCCUUGCUUGCUAAGCCAUAAACCGGCCCCCUGCCGUAUGCCGAGCAUAGAUUGCUGGGCAAGGACAUCCGGUGCAAGUGCAAUAAGCAUCGCCGAAGGAAACCCCAAAGAACAGAAAUUUGUAGACCUGGUGCUGGAAACCAAACCCGCACAGGUAACCCUGGUACCCGACGAAAUAGGCCAGCUCACCUCUAAUCAUGGAUGGGAUACGGCGUAA